AUGAUUAAUCCUAAUCGAGAAAAUUGUUCUACUCCAAUUUUAUAUUUUCGACUUAUACAUAUUAACGAAACAUUAACAUCAAUUAAUGUCUCAGCUACACAAAUACCUGCAUUUAAUUUUUGUGAAUCGAUAAUUAAAGGAAUUGUUUAUUAUUACAUUAAUGUUUAUCCUUUAUUAGAAAAUUAUAUUUUUGCAACUUAUGUAAAUUCAAGUAAUCCUAUUGAUGCAAGUAUAUACGGACUUUUAUUUGAUUGGAAUAGUAACUUUAUUAGCAAUACGUACUUAAGUGCCGCUUCUGUGAAUAAGAAAGGAAUUGUACAACCGCCUGGGAAAAUUUAUUUUUCAAAGAAAUCAAGAAAUGUCGGCUUUUUAUAUGUUGAUAUCAUGAAAAACACUGGAUCCGUUAUCUGGAAUUACUUUACUAACCCUCUAACCAUGUCUAAUAUCAAUUCGGGAAUAAUUAUGUAUAAAGACAGUUUAAAUACGUUAACUUCCGGAUUUCUUAAUGCAGAAGGAAAUUAUUGUUUGGUCAUAGCAAGAUUUUCAAGUAAAAAGCAAGAACCGUUACGCGUAGAAACAAUUUUGAUUCCUACUCAAAGUAAUCGAACAUCAUCAUCUAAUUUGAUAUAUUCAAGAAAAUUAAAAUCUUUUUCGAAUAUUAUCACUUUAAAUUGUAAUAUUGAUUAUAAGGGAAGUGGAAAUAUUUGUCAAUUUUAUUUUUCUGGUGGAAUAACUCACGAAUCUCUUGAAAUUAGAAAUUUAACAAACGUUGAAACUAAACCAGCGAACUAUGUUCAUAAUUCAAAUGAUAUAAAAAUAUAUCCGUUGCUUUUUGGGGGUUAUCUUUUAACAGCCAGAGAUCGAAAUAGAAAAUUAAUUUAUGGUUAUAUUCUUAAUUCUACAGAAGAUUUUCAAGAUUAUUGGCCUUUACCGCAGCCUUUUUUUUUAAAUUCCAAAGGACCAUCUUAUAUUCUUCCGGAUAAAAAAAUUAUUGGUGCGGCGCAAAUAAACGCGACCAAUUGGUUUUUAAAUACAACAGAACUUCCUAAAAUCCCUAUAGCAAAUGAUAAAGGAUAUUAUAAUCCACAAUUAAAUCUAACACUACCAGUAAUAAACGGAACAAUACCAAUAAGAACUUCUCAGAUUCUUAUACAAUAUAAAGAUCCAGUUCAACUUUCUUCUGGGAAUGUUAGCGUUUUUAUUCAUUCGAAUUCUAUAUCAACGGACCCAAUAUAUUUACGACAAGUAUAUUCUGGACAAUCAGGACAUUGUAUUUUAAGUGAAAAUCGUAAGACAAUAACGAUAAAAAUUUUUACAAGCACAUUUAAUCAACCAUUAACAGAUUAUUUUGUAAUAAUUGAUGACAAUUUUGUAAAAAUAAAUGAAAAUGGUGAAGCUGUAAAAGGAAUUGAAGCAAAUGUUUGGGUCUUUAAGACUGAACAAACCGUACCAAAUAUUUUUGUCGAAUCUUCCGUUGCCUUAUUUCGAUUAACAGCCGCUGGAUCAAUACUUUACGAAUCUCUAAACGCAACAGAAAAAAUAGAAUUUGUUAAUGAACUUGGGAAUGAAUUAGCAACAAUUUUACCUGUUACUCCAUCACGAUUAGUUCCUAGGUAUCAAUAUCAACGUGAUCCAACUACCGAAGAAAUACAAGUCAUUUUACCUUUAGAAAUAAUUUCAUCAACAAAUAUUUCGGAAAUGAAUGUAAUUAAUAUUAUUGAAGAUUUGAAUUCUUUUAUAAUACAUCGUGAUAUGGGUCCAUUGGCAUAUAUGAAAUAUACUUAUCUGAUGGAUAGUAAUUAUGGACUUGUUAAACCUGAAAACUUUUGGGAUAAAUAUUUAUUUAUCAUUAUUUUAUUCAUUGUGGGGAUUUUAUUAUUUACUUUAUUGUGUUUUAUCGAACAACGUAGGAAUCCAAAGGCUGAAACGUCAUCCGUAUUCAAAUUUUCUAUGGGAUUCGUAAGUUAUUUAUUAUUCGUUAUUUUUACAUUACGAUAUUCAAAAGCGGUGGCAGGACUUUACGAAACAAGCUUAACAAUUGUUAUAUUAUCAACAUCGUUAAAAGAAACGGUAUCAUUAUUUUUAAUAAUUAGAGAAAUUAUUACUUCAGAAAAAUUUAGAGGAUGGCUUAAAAAACAUUUUUCGAUCACUAUGUUAUUCAUGUUAUUAUCAGCAGUUGAUGUUUAUUCGUUGAUGAUAUUAACUUCAAAAAUUGGAAGUAAACCAAGUUUAAGCGCACCUUUUGCUAAACGUACGCGUACGUGGAUAUUUUGGGUUGGUUUAUUUGCUCUAAUUAAAAAAGAAAUUCCUCAAUUUAUUAUUGUUUUAAUUUAUCAACAAAAGACAUUAAAACUUGAUCUAGUUCCAUUUCUUACUCUAUUAAUAACAUCUAUUGUGCUUGUAUUUAAUACAGUAUGGAGAUUAAAUCAACUUUUUAAUUUCUUUUUUCAAUCAACACCACGUACUAGAAGAGCAUCAAAUAUUCAUAAAAGUGGGAAUACAGGAAAUACUGGAUAUGAAACUGAUAGAGAAGAUAAUAAUGCUGAUUUAGGUAAUAAUGGAUUAAGUGUACCCUCUAGUGAAGUGAUAUUUGAAAGUGAUGAAUUUGAUGAAUUUGAUGAUGAAUCAAGUCCAGCAGAAAAAGGAGAAAAAGAAAAGGACAAGAAAAAAGUUGGAUCAAGUACUGAAAGUGAUGAGGAAAAAUCAUUUAUUGAAGAGGAAAUAGAAAAAAUUGGUUAA
Rhizophagus irregularis DAOM 181602=DAOM 197198 is the source of this 2739-nucleotide messenger RNA. The record is from RefSeq and is a predicted model, not a curated record. Lineage: Eukaryota; Fungi; Glomeromycota; Glomeromycetes; Glomerales; Glomeraceae.